UACCUGCACGGUCGACCAGUGUUCGGUAGUACAGGCCGCGUGUUGUUUGCUAAAGUUUGCAGUCCUCUUACUCUCGCUGCUAGCAGCUAGUCGUAGUGUUUACGGCAAAAAUUGCGCAGUCUCACCUCACCGUUGUUGGUUGCUUGUUCUAGCAUAAUGGCAUGAUGAUGCCGCUGACGACGGCGACAGUGUCGAUGACGAUCGUGAAUGCUUUCGUAACGCAGCGGGCAAAAUAAUAGAUAGAACACACAGGUUAGUUAGCCCGAAAAAAGUGGUAGACUCUUUAACUUUUCGUUUUUUCGUGGUCGGUUUCAUCGCUUGUGCUAACGUUUGAGUUCAUCGUGAAAAACCAAUAUCGUUUCCCUCUAAGUGAGUGUUCGAAUUUGGGAAAAAGAGCGAUCGAUUUGUUGUCGCUGAAUUGUUUGUUUGUGUUUGUUGCUAAUUGAACAAGUGUUUUCGCACUUGCCCUCGACUUUGUUGUUCCAGUCAGUGAGGCCUACAACACUAGUACUUUGAAGCGUCCGAACGCACCGACACGACGAACGACGCGGAUUCAUUUUGGAUAUUGGGCUUAAGUGCUUUUUUGCGGCUCGUUCAAGAGGUGUUUGAUUAGUAAGCAACAGAAUCAGCAGUGUAAACAGAAUCGACAAAUUUCCGGCUAUCUAAGCACCAAAACCGUGUCCGUGUCAUUGCAGCGGUGAUUUUUUUUCUGCGACUUAAUUGUCCAUCUUCUGCGACGGAGAAGCAUUAAAACUUGCAGUUAAAGUUGAAGUUUGUUGUGAUUCGAAGCCUGUUUUGUGUUUUACGAUUGAUUGAUUGAGAAUAGUCGGAGCCAGCCACGGAUUAAGCGCGAAACCGCGAGGUAGAGAAAAAAAAUCUUACGUAAUUUUUAAAAAUACACGCGAUCGUGCAGCUGGAAAAAGAAAAGAGAGAAUAUUGCCAAGCAAAGAAGCUCGGACGACAAAAUAAAGUUCGUCGUUCGUUUCGGGUUAGUGCAGUGAGCAAAAAAAAAAAAGAAGAGAAAAAGAGCGAGAGAUCGAGCCAGAAAAGUUCAACGUUAAAAAAAGUCUUCUAUGCAUGCAGCGGGCAUAAAGUUUGCGACUGAAAUUAGCGGCGUUCGAGAUUGAAAAUCUUGCGUAAAAAUUCAGUCAAAACUACUAGUUCGUGACCAGUCAGUGUGCAUAUUUUUGUGUGUGACAUAUGGAGUAGAAAUUUGUGGGCCAGUUCGGUGGUUGAUUUAUUGCUCUCGUUAGUGUUGUUUUUUUUUUUGCUUCGAUCGUACUCAUCUGCAGUCGGAACCAGUGCUACCGGUCGCGAAAGGAAACGGCGAAGGAAUUGAAACGAAAAGUGCGAGGUUCCGAUGAGUCGAAAGUUUGACGGUGCUUUGUGAACAGUUCUGGUUACGUGUUUCUUGGAGCUCGAGCCACCUCACCUGUCAGUUUAACGGAUUGGAUGAUUUCAGUUUCGUUUAACUGACCGUCGCGGAUCGGAUUGGAUCGGAACGGAACGGACCGGGAGGGAAACGCAAAAGGGUCGCCCCAUCGCAUCGUCGCGAACGGAGACACUCAGGAGACAGCAUCCACAGCAUCCACCGGCAAGCAGCAGCAGCGGGGAACGUUGUUGAACCGAAGGAAAAGUACUUAUUAGACGAAACCUUCCCCCGAAACAAGCAAAACAACAACUCUCGGAUUUACCCCGCACCGUCGAUUGAAGCUGCGCCAUCGAUUUGCCCCGCUUUGCAAAACAUUCAUCCAUCAAUGCGCGCUCGAUUUUUUCUCCAUCCUCGCGGCACACCGGCAAAUAUCGGAUUGCAGAUCGAACGGCAGUGAACGAAAAUAAAGGAAAAAAAAAAAUCUCCGGUUCGAGCGAAACAAUGCGAUCAGCGGUGGCACCGCGUUGACCUUCCAACCCAGCCCAGCCCAGCCCCAGCUCGUGCCCGAGAAGAAAAGCCCGUCAAGAUCAGUGAAAACGCGCCCUCGCUUCCUCCAUCGAGACGCUGCCGCUGCCACCGCCACCACGGAACAUGUUGUUUAUGACGAUCGGAACUGAGUAGCCACCACUGACUGACCACAGCACGCGAAGAAAAUCACUCGCUGACCAAGGAGAGCAGCGAACCUCCAGCGGCAAUAAAAUAAUUACUAGCGUUUAACUACCGCUCCGUCUUCGUGCUUCGCGCCAUUUUCUUCUCCAUCAACGAACCCCGAGCCACCCGAUAUACCCGUGGAAAAAUGCUGAAAAACAUCCAUGAGCGGACGGUCAAAAAGGUUAAGGGCAACCAUUACAUCGCAAACCAUGGCGGACGCGAUACGGUAGAUCUACCGUACGCACAGGCCAACCGGGGUUACUCGACCGACGGCGAGGACAGCCAACGGGCGGCCUCGGACCGAACGGUGUCGGAGUUUACGGUUAACAACGAACGGGCCACACCGCCGACCGCCCCCUCGCGGAAGUCCCGAUCGAACGAAAAGUUCCAGCAGAACGGAACGGCAGCCAACGGACCCGCCGGAGGUCCACGGCCACUCUCUAGUCCACCGACGCGCGCCCCUCCGCGGGCGCCGUCGGCUCUCAGCUAUGAUCACGGCGGUGAAACGGGAAGCGACAUCUACGUUACGUCGGCAGCUUACAAAGCUCCAUCGGAAAUUAGUCGUUACAGUGCCCACCGGAAUCACCAUUCAUCGCGUGGACCCCGCAGCGUGUACAGUGUUGCCAGUACGGCGAAAACGGGUCGCAGCUCACGGCGCCAUGGUGCUAAGGUCGAGGCGAUGUCCGCACCGAAUCCGUUCUGUCCGAAUGUAAAAGGUGUCUGCUGUCUGAUGUUACUCCUGAAUUUGGGUCUGAUCUUGGUCACUCUCGGUUUCGUGAUAGUGAUGCAAUUUAUGGAACCCCUCUUCGUAUGGAUACUGGGAGUAAUCUUCCUGAUCUUUGGCUUCGCCACGCUCGUCGGCAGUAUGAUCUACUGCGUGAUAGUGUGCCGCGAUGCUAAAACACCGGAUCAGUUGCGCAACGAAGACCUCUACUGGACGAAGCACUGGCAGAAAAGCAUCGGCUACACGCCGCACGAGAUCGACUACAAGACGGAUCGUUUCGACGAACGUGACCGAUACUCCGAUCGGUUUUCGGUUAGCAAAAUGAGCGGGAAAUACUCCGACCGGGAAAUAACCCGAUACUAAGAACGAAAGCGCGAAAUAUUGACAGAUUUGAAAAUUAUUUUUUCGUACUUUUUCGCAGCAGCUAAAUCGAGUUUAAAGUAACCAGUGCAAGCGUAGCAAGUGGAAACGAUCGUUACUAAAUGAUUUAAUUUAAAGGAUUUCUGUUAAGCUUAACGAAGUGUAAUUUUAAUCUAUACUGUAAAACAAAACAAAAAAAUCAGUCCGUAGAAUAAUGAUUUUACUUUUAACCGUAAGCACGGAGACAAAAAUAGAAUGAAAUCUAAUGGAAGCAAUAUUAUUUUUUUGUAAUCUAAUUAAAAUGAAAUAAUAUUAACAAAAAUGCUCGAAUAUUUUUUUUACAAAAUUGUAAUAAA
This is a messenger RNA of Sabethes cyaneus, 3523 nucleotides long. RefSeq lists its product as uncharacterized. NCBI's taxonomy places the organism in Eukaryota, Metazoa, Arthropoda, Insecta, Diptera, Culicidae. Bases 2229 to 3170 code for a protein of 313 amino acids. The record is from RefSeq and is a predicted model, not a curated record. The transcript is spliced from 8 exons.